Pseudocercospora fijiensis CIRAD86 is the source of this 2553-nucleotide messenger RNA. RefSeq lists its product as uncharacterized. Gene Ontology annotation, molecular function: RNA polymerase I transcription regulatory region sequence-specific DNA binding; RNA polymerase I general transcription initiation factor binding. Gene Ontology annotation, cellular component: RNA polymerase I core factor complex. Gene Ontology annotation, biological process: nucleolar large rRNA transcription by RNA polymerase I. The transcript has 3 exons. The record is from RefSeq and is a predicted model, not a curated record. Bases 1 to 2553 code for a protein of 850 amino acids. Lineage: Eukaryota; Fungi; Ascomycota; Dothideomycetes; Mycosphaerellales; Mycosphaerellaceae.
AUGGAGAAGCUCGUGGAAAGCGACAUCGACGGCAGUUCGAUGAUCUGUCUUCGAUCGGAAGUCACUCAUCGCAUGACUUCUGUGGUCGCGUCAGUCGCGGGGGAGGCAGGAGAGCUUCUUCGAGUCUCGCAAGUCCAUCUUCAACGACAAGGAUGGGGAGAGGACAAGGAGCUGUACCUCGAGGUUCCUGUUCUACAUGGGGACGAGGUGACCUGGGACGCACAGCUAGGACCAGUACAGCAAGUUUGCUUUGCGCAGCCUAUCGAUCGUGGUGAAUGCUUGCUAGCAGUACGUUAUCUGACGAAAGUCCUGCUUGUCCGUCCGAUGUAUCGUAAAGGGACUGCGAGUGGUGUUUCGGGAUCCGGAAUCUCGACGGAGCUGCUCUAUGCCAUAGACCGCGCAGGCCUCACGCACGCUGAUGUUGCGUUCAAUCCGUGGUUUGGAUUACAGAUCGCUGUCAUUGACCAGGCUGGAUAUUGGAAAGUCGUUGAAUUCAGCUCUCGCAAGUUGAACCGUAUCGCAAGAACUUGGGCAACACCUGGACCGACAAGCUCUUCCAGCAAGGAGGAAGCGCUCUAUGACGGUUGGGCUCGCAUCGCUUGGGUCAUGAACUCGGAGACAAUUUUGGUGUGCGUGCGUCGAUCGAUCAAGCUAUUUAGCAUCAACAAAAGCGAGGCUGUCUUGCAAAAGACUAUCGACUCGGAGCUACUUGGUGACACGGAUUGGAUAUUAGAUUUUCAGCAGGAUGCGAAACAUCUAGACUGCUGCUACGUGCUCACAUCGACGUACCUCAUCCUGAUUCAGUUCCGCACCAACUUGCAAGGAGAAUUGACUGGACGUGUCAAAGCAAGAGUUCGCCAUCAUCGAAAUCCAGAAGAUCUAAGCAUGAGACUGCACAUUUUUGAAGCCGAGCAGGGCGUCUGGAUCCUAAUAUCUUCCAGGCGAGCCGAAAUCGCCUUUGCUUAUCGCUUCUCAUUUGCCGAUUUCAACCAUAUUACGGUAGCAUCACCUGUCCAAUUUGACCUUCCAAUCGCUCUCUGUGAAGUGCUGGACCUGCAAAUCGAGCCCGUCAGCAAGAUCGAACCGCGGUCUACAGACGAUCACUCAGACCAAUCCGAGGAAGCACUUUACAUGUCAGCGUUUGUUCUACGAAAAGACAGGGACAUAAACUCAACGUUGCUGUCUAGCUCCAGCGACAAUCGCAAAUCUGUUGGAAAAUGCCUUUUACUGCCUACGUGGACAUCAACGCUUAGCGCCUCUGCGACCCGACUACGCGGAGACAACUUCGUCGUUGAUGACGCUGCUGACGGACCUACUCCUCUUCUCCAAUCCACUAUGCCCAUUGCUCGCCGAGCAAGACGACAGGAACAGCAAACGAUACCUAAGCAGGGUAGCAGAGAUCUUGAGUUAGUGGCGAGUGCACUGCGGCAACCAAUUCAUGUUCUACAUGCAGUCGACCAGGUCCUCGAGUCUGCCGAUGCAACCAUUGCGCAGCGUCGUGAAUCGCCUCUACAGUCACUGCAUACCCUUGCUAGUCUCGCCAAAGGUGAGAUCGGCAUUGUUGACGUGCAGCAGUCCUCCGACCUGCUCGAAGCGCUCGGCGUCGGAGUGCCUCGCGCGAUGGGACAUGUUGCGGACAUCGACGCUCAGCUUGAGUCUGAGCAACAUUGGAAGCUGGGACACGUAAGUUUGGAAUCAGUGGUCGGACUUGAGGAAGACCUUGCGGGUCGUGAUCUGCAAACGGUAUACAAUCGCUUAGUCUCGCUAUGGAUUACACCUCUGGGGGAAGAAACAUCGGGCUGGAUCAGACUCGCUAAAGUGGCAAUCGCUCGCUCGCUUGCAGCAGAAAUAACUCUCGCGAGCAGAACUCUACGACUGGAGCGUGAUCCUGGGAGAGAAGGUAUUGCAGAGACUCGCACGGAUCAAGGUUUUGAUAGUGUCGACAACAUUCCAAUACGCUCGCAACCUGCAUCGAGUCCAUGGGCGGCCAAGCAUUCAGUACCACCUACGCCAUCUCCAACGGCAACACCUUCGGUCACAACGGCGUCAAGCCACCGCUCAAGUCUAGCCGCACCAGAGCUGUACCGACUGAGCAAAUACACCACCUUCUCCAAACCAUCGCCGAUGGUCUUGCCUAGGCCACUCGCCAAAGUGUUGACUCAUUGGGAAGUGGGCGCUGAUCCAACCGAAUACAACUGGUCGAGCACUUCCAAAGACAUCGCCCGUCAAGAGGAAGAAGAGGAACAAAAUGAAGAAAUGACCGAGAAGGAGCGGCAACGUGCAAGAAGACGUGCUGAACGCCAUAUCAGACGGCAACGCAAAGAAGCUGCUGCCAGCCAGGCACACCAGCUGGCCAGCAGCCAAGCUCCUGAAAUUCUUAGCGCCAGUCAGCCCAUCGCUCCUAUUAAGGCCGAGAGCCAGCCUUCCCACAUCACUGGUAGCAGUCAGAGUCAAAAUUUCGGCGCGAGUGCAUCCAACAUAGCUAGUCAGGUAGUGCCAGGUCGCUUUGGAGGUCGGCCACCUCCAAAGAAGAAGCGCAAAUCAGGAUUUUGA